Solenopsis invicta (red fire ant) is the source of this 1845-nucleotide messenger RNA. Its product is annotated as cytochrome P450 6k1-like. The record is from RefSeq and is a predicted model, not a curated record. The transcript is spliced from 7 exons. Bases 292 to 1809 code for a protein of 505 amino acids. Lineage: Eukaryota; Metazoa; Arthropoda; Insecta; Hymenoptera; Formicidae. Gene Ontology annotation, molecular function: monooxygenase activity; iron ion binding; oxidoreductase activity, acting on paired donors, with incorporation or reduction of molecular oxygen.
CCGUGGCAGCUUUGCUAUUCGAGUCUGUGAUGCCGCACCCGUAGUUAUACCUAACGUUCGGUCGCAAAGUGUCUUGGGCGAUUGACCAGUUAAGUGAGUUUCAUAUCAACUGCCCGUUCGACGUUGGUUCGCGAAGCCGUCGACCACGCCUGACUCCUCCACCAGCAAACCUGACGUUCCUCUCUGGGACACUCCACCGAACGGACACCUCCAAGGCUGAGGAUCAUCAUAUACGUAUUAUCAACAUACACUCUAUUAACAUACCAUCAACAAUAAAGAUAUUCAUCCGACAUGUUAAGUAAAUUAAUUGGAACUUUAGUUACCGUUUUCUACGUUUUGUACAUUCUUUACAAGUAUGUGUGCUUUAACUUAUGGACAAAAGAGGAAAUUUCUGAUAAAAAACCCGUUGCACCUAUAAAUGAUUUAAUAUCUCUUUUGAAAGGAAAUUUAUCAAUCGGUGAAGUCUUCCAGAAUGCAUAUUUAAAAUAUAAAGCUUGUCGCAUUUUUGGGAUGUACGCAUUUUUCAAACCUACUCUGAUCAUUACUAAUCCACAUAUCAUGCAAACAGUGCUAUCAACAAAGUUUAAGUGUUUCCAAGAUCGCGGAGUGUUCUGCGAUGAAAAAGUCGAUCCUAUGUCGACGCACUUAUUUUCAAUGAGUGGCCAAAAAUGGCGUAAUUUACGAUCAAAAUUAACUCCAUAUUUUACAUUAGGAAAAAUAAAACAAUCUUUUAUGAUUAUAAAGGAAUCCAGUGAAGAACUUCAAAAAAAUUUAGAGGGCAAAGCGCAAAAAAAAGAUUGUAUAGAUAUUAAAGAUAUGUUCGAAAGGUAUACAAUGGAUAUUAUAAUGGCCACAGCAUUCGGCAUUCAAUCAAAUUGUAUAAAACAACAAAAUAAUAAAUUUAAGUAUUGGGGAAAACAAGUCUUCGGAGAGGAAAGCAUUUGGAAAACUCUCUUCAUGUUCACACCUAAUGUAAUGAAAUUUUUUUCCAUACCCUUUACGGACAGAAAGACGAGUAAAUUUUUUAUGGAAUUAUUUCAAGAAAAUGUGAAUUACCGACAAAAUAAUAAUAUUAUCAGAAAGGAUUUCAUGAAUGUGCUUAUACAAUUGAUGGAGAAGGGAUUUGUUAACAACGAAAAAGACGUUAUCGGCGAUUUAUCAGACGUAAAUAAACUAACCAUAGCUGAAGCGGCUGCACAAGCUUUUGGUUUCUUUUUGGCUGGCUACGAAACGUCAGCCACAACAGCUUCGUAUUGUUUAUACGAAUUAGCUUGCAAUUCUGAUAUACAGAAUAAAGUUCGCACAGAAAUUGAUGAAUUAUUAGAAAAACAUGGUGAGAUAUCGUACGAGGCUGCAAAUGAAAUGAUAUAUUUUCAAAACGUAAUAAAUGAAACUUUAAGAAAAUAUCCCCCACUAUCCAUUUUAUUUCGGAAGUGCACUAGAGAUAUGGAUCUCUCAGAUACAGAUAUCCACAUUUCAAAAGAAACUAUAGUCAUUAUACCGGUGCUUGGAUUGCACCGCGAUCCAACUAUAUAUCCGGAUCCGGAUAAAUUUGAUCCGGAACGAUUCACCGAAGCCAAUAAAGCAACAAGGCACUCGUAUGCAUAUUUACCAUUUGGUGAAGGACCACGAAUGUGCAUGGGUAUGAAAUUUGCCUUCUUGCAAAUAAAGGUGGGACUUGCAAAACUGUUGUUAAAAUAUAAAUUCAAACCACAUCCAAAAACUUCAAUCCCGUUAACGUUAGAUAAAAAGUCAGUUUUAAUAGUUACGGCAAAAGGCGGAAUACAUCUAACAAUUGAGCAACGAUAACGGUCUUUGUUCAUUUCUCCUAAAAAAGUUUGAAAU